GCUGGCGACGGUCCAGCGGCCGAGGAGGAGGGCGGCGCGGACGGCGCGGCCUCCGACGACGCCGUGGUCACCGGCGAGGCGCCAGAGCCCCCCGACGGCAGCCUCGCGUGGGAGAGGGGUCGCCGGCGCCGGGGCCGCAACGCGGUGCCCGCGGCCUUCCGCGGCUUCAUGGCCCAGCGCCGCGGGGUGGCCGAGGUGGCCGUUCCGGAGAGCUCCCCGCGGAGCCGCUGCGGGACAUCCUGCACGUGCCAGAUCGGGGGGCGCCACGAUGAGGGAGCCCGACGAGUGGAAGGGCUACGUGCUGCCGGGCGGCGGCGUGGUCACCGUGCCCCUGGACGGGCCAGUGGCGCUGGAGGAGUUCGAGCAGCUGCCCCCGAAGGCCAAGUACGCGCUGCUCCAGCGGGCAAAGGAAGCCUGGUACGGCGAGUCGCGGUUGAAGGCUGUUGAGGCGCGGGAGGAUGCAGGAACCUUCGUGAACGUGCAGCUGGAGACGUUCUUGAGACACAUACGGACCAACAAGGAGAUCGAGAAGGUGAAGCAGGCGAUGUCGCAGGAGGUGGCCCGCCCCGUCGGCGGAGGAGUGGCCGAGGGCGACGUGUACACGCCGCCCAGCUGGCUCCGCCCCGAGGGCGAGGCCACCGAGGGCGCCCCGGCGGACGCCGCGGCGCACAGCGCGGUCGAGGUAGUCAGUGCGCACCUCGAUCGGCAGGAGCGCCACUUUGAGAACCUGGCAGAAAACGUGGAGCUCGGCGCGGGGCGUAGCAAUACCUCGAAGCGACAGCGGGGCAGCAUCUCGAACAUCAAUCGGGACAGCGCACGCGUGCACGAUGAUGUGCAGGAGCGGUUCAGUGAUAACUGCGGUCAGGUCGUCGGCGUGCACAUCCACGAACCGCGCGGUGCAGUGCGCGUCAGCAUGCAAGUUGUCCAGUGGCGCGAGCAAAGCCAAUUGAAGUAUAAAAAUCGCCAUGCCACGACCAGCAAGUGCCUCGGCCUGAAGACGCUGGCGCACGCGGCCGCGCCCGUGGCGAAGAUCCUAGCUGAGGUACUUGGAGGGGUCCUGCAAGUCAGAAGUCGGCAGGAUGCUCCUCUCCAGGCCGGCGUGAGGGCCCGGAGCAGCUACUCGAACUGGGUGCUGAGCGACUCGGGCAUGGCGGUCGGAUUGCUUGCCGGGGAAGCCGCGGGAGCGGAGUUGAUAGUCUCGAGCCUGCCCAUCGCCUCCGACGCGCCGCGUGGGGCUGGGGGCGCGGCGGACAAGAGAACUGCUGCGCGCGCGAUGGAGACCUCCGCAUUGAUCGUGUCAGGCUCGGUCUUCGCACUCGCGUGGGCUGCCUGCUUCUCAGACAACUGCUUCUCGAUGUUCGCGACGACCUCGGACAGCUCCAGCACCUCCGCUCUCGGCCGUCUGUCGGCCCAGUGCGCGACGAAGAAGGAUGGUUGUCCUAAGACGUUCCUUCUGACGCCUGACUCUGGCAAGAUGUGCUGGGGAUUCGGGAAGUCGCUCUACUGCGUGAUCGGCGAAGUGGCCCACAGCGGCCUCCUGAGAUGGUACCGGCCUGGCGCCAGGUCAGCUGCGUCAGGCCGAACAGUGAAGCUGGAGGUCAGCACGAGGCCAUGCGAUGAGCCCUGCGAUGAGCCGUGCGAGAGGCUGGCUGGCAAGGCGGCCGAGAGCAGCAGCGGCGACGGCGAGAAGCGGGUGGCCGAGGACGAGGCGCUCGAAGCGGCAGCCGCGGAUGCGCCCCUGGCGAGGCGGUGGCUCGAGCGGCGAAGGCGAGCAGAAGCGGCAGCCGUGGCUGCGCCUCCCGGGCCCGCUGACACUGACUGCUCUCGGGAGCACGGCCCCGUCGAUGAGCCACGCUCGCGGGCGGAGCUGAGCGAGAAAGCGGCGGCCAAGGGCGAGGCGUUCGAAGCAGGAGAUGCGUUCUUCAGCUCCGCUGGAACUGCCUGCUCUGAGGAGCGCGGCCCCGUCGAUGCGCCAUGUUCGCGGGUGGAGCUUACCGCGGCGUUGAGGCGUUUACUCGAGCACAGGGCGAGCACCAUCAUCGAGCUUCCCGGGGGCUUCCGGCCCCAGCCUGGCCUCGCGGCGCCCCCGGGCAUGCCGCCAUUGCCCCGCGCAGGCUCCGACUCCUCGUGCACCGACGAGGCUGCUGAGCCCCCUGGGCCGGCGGGCUGGCAGGGGCCCGCGCAGGCGGCACCAGCGGGCGGCACCAGGGAACACCUCGAGGAGGAGCGCAUCCAGGCCGCGCAGGAGCCGCGGAGCCCGCCCGCUGUCGACGCCAGGCAGCAGGGGUGUCCCAGCUCGUGCUGCGGAUCGGACGGCAGCAGCACGGAGGAAGGCAACCCGCUGCCAGUGGAACCCAGGGCGCGGGGCGGAGUGAUCCAGACGAGCGGGGCCAUCUUCGAGCUUCCAGAGGGCUUUUGGCCCCCGCCUGGCCUCGCGGCGUCCCCGCGCACGCCGCCAUGGGUUCGGCAUGGACCAGGCGCCGCCCCGGUUGACGAGACCCGCGGAGGCCCCGACGCCUCGUGCACCGACGAGGCUGCUGAGCCCCCUGGGCCGGCGGGCCGGCAGGAGCCCGCAGAGGCGGCGCCAGCGGGCGGCACCAGGGAACACCUCGAGGAGGAGCGCAUCCAGGCCGCGCAGGAGCCGCGGAGCCCGCCCGCUGUCGACGCCAGGCAGCAGGGGUAUCCCAGCUUGUGCUGCGGAUCGGGCGGCAGCCGCACGGAGGAGGGCAGCCCGAUGCCAGUGGAGCUCGGGGCGCGGGGCGGAGUGAUCCGGACGAGCGGGGCCAUCCUCGAGCUUCCAGAGGGCUUUGGGCCCCCGCCUGGCCUCGUGGCGCCCCCGGGCAUGCCGCCAUGGGUUCGGCGUGGACCAGGCGCCGCCCCGGUUGACGAGACCCGCGCAGGCUCCGACUCCUCGUGCACCGACGAGGCUGCUGAGCCCCCUGGGCCGGCGGGCUGGCAGGAACCCGCACAGGCGGCGUGUGCGGGCGGCAAGGCAGGGGAGCCGCAGGGGAAGGUGCAAGAGCUCACCGACGAUGCCCUUGGUGCCCUUCUGCGGCUUUGGAGCCAAAGCGAGGCAAACGGGCAGAGGGGCCUGGCGGCGACACUCAUCGCGCAGCCGUUCCAGCUCCAGGUCGAGGAUGUCGUCAUUGACCGCAAGGCGCCGCACGAUCCAGCGCAGGGGGCCACCGCUGCGCCGGGGUCGCUCCUGCGCGUGUCCGACAGGCGUCCAGAGGGGCUGUCGUUACACAUGACGCGGGACGCUGCCACAGCAGGAGUCGACACGGACUCCACAGGGUUCCGCUGCCACGUUGUUCUCCGCUGGUCGCUCGGUUGA
This is a messenger RNA of Prorocentrum cordatum, 3334 nucleotides long. The record is from the annotation of a GenBank genome assembly. Lineage: Eukaryota; Dinophyceae; Prorocentrales; Prorocentraceae.